AUGAAUCUGCGCCGAAAUUUUCUUUAUCAUCUACACAACAUUUUCUCCACGGACGGCUUAUUACCGGAAUCAGCCGGCCACAGUUCAUCUGGGUCUACUGUGUGUACUACCCCUAACCACUUAGCAACCGGGCCUUCUGGUCAGCUAUCUUCCUCCACCAACUUGCCCGCUUCCGCCUCAGUCGGCAUUGAUGUAAAUGCAUGCUCCGCUCCCAUGGCAACCUGUCCGUCUGGCCUACCGGGUGUCUCCAGUCCGGCUUUGCUGCCACCAAGAGGUACUCAAUGUCUCGUCACCCCGAAUGAUCUCCGACUGGCUCGCCUUCUUUGUCCCAGUUUGGUGCGACCACGACGUCUAGCUCGUCGACCCGGACGUCUGCCAGCUCCAUCCACUUCCGCUGCUGCUGAUGAUAGUCAUCAGGAGCUUGGUUUGCCUGCCAGUUCUAGUCCAUCUGCUUGUCCAGCUGGACACGCGGCUUCUGGCACAGUCGUCACGGUAGCCAGUGUUCGUGCUGCAGGUGAUAUUUAUUUAUUAUUUUCUCCAUAUCACCACUACAUCUCAGCUAACACCUAA
Molecule: messenger RNA, 570 nt
Organism: Protopolystoma xenopodis
Lineage: Eukaryota; Metazoa; Platyhelminthes; Monogenea; Polystomatidea; Polystomatidae
Source: the annotation of a GenBank genome assembly